Messenger RNA from Chelonoidis abingdonii (Abingdon island giant tortoise), 4947 nucleotides. Lineage: Eukaryota; Metazoa; Chordata; Testudines; Testudinidae. The record is from RefSeq and is a predicted model, not a curated record.
GACAAUUUACUGGUCUGGUGGGUCAAACAGCUGGAGGCAACAUUAGGGGAGGGGCUAAAGGGCAAAAUCAGGAAGUGGGGAGGCGGAGUUAAGCCCAGGAGUGAGGUGGCGUCAGAGGGCGAAACCCUGGUACAAGCAGGGGCAGAGGGGGUAGCAGUUACCCCAGUAGCACUGAGACACCAGUGCUGUGUAAACUGGAGAGCAGUGGGUUAAAAGCAGAUGCAGCAGAAGAUAAAAAACGGAAGGUCUUUCUUUAUAGAGGGAAAAAAGCCCAGCUCUGAGAUCGCUGCUCAGCCAUCCCUCCUACGCUGAAGACGGGGUCCCAGUCCCAUUCAGUACCUGCACAUGCUGUCUCUCCGCUAGCUGAAUUGCAGCUGCAACCCUUCCGCUAAUGUUUGCGCAGUGACAGGGUUAAACCACAGAGCUCAUACGCCUUUGUAGAGAGGACCAGGAACUACUGCAAGGGGGGAAAUUAAUAUAGAAGGAACUUCCUGUCCCCAACUCUCUGUCCUCCUCACUUGUAACUUAGCCCACUGCAGCAAUUGUGCAUUAGAGUUGCGUGGUUGAAUCCAUUUCCAAAGAAGCAUCGGCCCCAAACAAGGAGGUUUCUCUGGUCCCACAUGCUGCCAGCCCCGCGAGGAGGCAGGCAACCCAGCUCCUUCUCCAGCUGUUCCCAGGCCGGGGAAGAUAAUGAUCCAAACAGUGGACCAAAUUCAAUGAUGAACCCUGGUCACAUGCCCCCUGUGGGACAUUGCACAUAUGCUAAGAAGACUCACUACAGCCAUCUCCACUGGAGCCAGGAGAGGGAAAGAGAACAAGCAGUAACUACUGGGAGCUUUAAGAAUAGGAACUGGGACCCAUUACAGGAUUUAAGCCUGCGGGAAGCUUUUGCGAGUGAAUUUCGCUUGGACCAAUAAAGCCAUCUAGAUUUGUUUAAACAGUUCAUCUCCAGAGUGUGAGAUGCAAACCUACAAAUCAUCAAACCAUCACAAAAGGUAUGUGCAGCAGGAAAUGGUUAGUGGAGCUGAUCCUAACUAUGGGAUGCUAAGGAUGAAUGUUUUUCACCAACCAUACAAGUGACAUGCAGAACUGAGACAACUAGAGCAUAGGCCCAAGCUGGAGUAACGUCACAAAGACAGACCAGACAUGCAGCAGUGAGUAACUGCAUCUGUGUGCCUUCAGUUACAGACAUUGACAAACUGAGUGGUGCAAUUUGAAGUAAAGAUGGAGGAGCAAGCCGUAUUCAGCCAUCGACCAGCAGCGGAAACAGAGCAAGCAGAAAAUGCACCCACACUAUCCCUGCCUGGGACAGUUGACUCCAGUAAUGAUAGGGAAGCCACUCUGCAACAGUACAGCAUCAGCAUGGAGAAGCACUGCAGACACUUUAGACAGUUCUGCUAUCAGGAAGCAGAAGGACCCCAAGAGGUUUACAGCCGACUCUGUGAACUUUCCCAUCUGUGGCUGCAGCCGGGUCUCCAUACAAAGGAGCAGAUCAUCGAGCUGCUGGUUCUUGAGCAAUUCCUGACCAUCUCGCCCGAGGGAAUCCAGACAUGGGCCCAGAGAUUUCAUCCAGAAACAGGUUCCAGUGACACUGGAAGAUGUGGCUGUGUAUUUCAUCAAGAAGGACUGGAGUCGUCUGGACAAAAGGCAGAGGGAGCUCUACAGGAAUGUCAUGCAGAAGAAUCUGAAGACUUCUCUCUGAGAUUUGAGACUCCAAAACCUGAUGUGAACUCUCAGAUGGAACACAAGGAAGAACCUUGCAUCCCAGAUUGUCAGGAUGCCAGAGAAAGGGUAAUACCAAGAGAAGCCGGCACAACAGGUGAUGAGAUCCUGAGCAGAACUGAGAAGAAGCAUCCAGUAGAGGGUCCCGAAGAUCCGGUGCUUGGCAUUCUAUUACUGAGGAACUCAGCAGAGAGCUUUUCCCAGAAAGUGCUCUGCAGGAGGCAGCAUAGGUUGCAGUGUCAGAAAAGAGAGCCAAUGGAGGGUGAGCGAGAGACCUUGCAUCCCCCUUUCACAUUCUUUUGCGAGGAUUCCCAAUCUCCUUAUGCAGGGGAGACCGAGGAGCAAAAUCAGAGAGUCUGUAAAACAGUGGGGCCCAAUUCACCAGCCAGGGUACUCAAUAUGGCUCUCAACAGCAGCAGAAUUUCAGUCCCUUUCUUCAGAGGUGAUGGGAACAUGAAUGAAAAUGAGGAGGAAGAUCCUCUGCAGGAAGGUCCCAAGCCAGUGGAAGUCUCUGGGACAUUAUCAGACUUUUUCAUAAGGGAAGCUUUUCCGAGUUCUGACCAGGACAAAGCCUGUGAGAGGCAGGAGAUAUGUUCUCCGGAGGAGAGACAAGAAAAACCUAUUCAUUGUGAAAGAGGCUUCAGGAAACGCAAAGACACCAUCGUUCACCAGAAAACUCUCCUGGGCGAGAAGCCUUACAUCUGUAUUGAAUGUGGGCAGAGCUUCAACCGGAGCUCGGACCUCAUCCGCCAUCAGCGGAUCCACACUGGCGAGAAACCCUAUGUGUGCACCGAGUGCGGGAAGAGCUUCAGCCGGCGCUCGCACCUUAUCCAGCACCAGAGAAUCCACACGGGGGAGAGACCCUACCAAUGCAAAGACUGUGGGAAGAGCUUCAGCCAGAGCACGCAUCUCGUGCAGCACCAAAGGAACCACACCGGAGAGAGGCCCUAUGUGUGUGCAAAGUGUGGGAGGAACUUUUACCAGAACUCGGGGCUCAUCAGACAUGCCAACUUCCACACGGGUGAGAAGCCAUACAAAUGCCCCGAGUGUGGGAAAUGCUUCAGUGACAGCUCCAACCUCAUCGCGCACCAGCGGCUGCACACAGGCGAGAAGCCCUACAAAUGCACGGACUGUGACAAAUGCUUCAGUGAGAGCUCCAAGCUGAUCAUCCACCGCCGGACCCACACAGGAGAGAAGCCCUAUAUGUGUCCUGAGUGUGGGAAGAGCUUCAGCCAGAGAUCCCACCUUGUCCAGCACCGCAGGACGCACACAGGAGAGAAACCAUACAAGUGCUCCGAGUGUGGGACGAGCUUCAGCGACAACUCCACCCUGAUCCGACACCGCAGGACGCACACUGGGGAGAAGCCCUUCAAAUGUGUGCAGUGUGGGAAGAGCUUCAGCCGCAACUCGUACUUAGUGUCACAUCAGAGAGUGCACGUAUGGUAGGGAGCAGCAGUGGCUCGGUCCCUGGGCAAGUAUGGUGCCAUGCAAGCACAUGAAACAUCUGCAGCGAUUGGGAGUGUGGGUGACUGAAUCAAAGAAGAGGGGGAAACACAUUCCUGGGAUGACAGGCAAUGUUUGGGGUCACAGAGUGUUGGGAGCCAAGGAGCUAUGUGCUGGGACAUGGAUCAGUCUGGAAUCUCAGACCUGGCAGGUGAUGAAAUGACAGGGUCAAUUUUCCUGUUUGUUUUGGUGUUUGUUCCUUUUUUAAAUUAUUUUAUUUUGAAGUGAAGGAAAAAAUGCCAAGCGGUUAUUUGGCUCUGGGUCACAUCUGUAGCUUAUAAGAUUGUGGCACACAACUUGCAGCCUUUUGGUGACACCUCAGUUUUGCAGAAUUUAAGUUCUCCUCUCUGUGCCUAUAUUAAAUUUGUAGCCCUUACAGUUGAGAAGAAUGACUUCAGAAUGUGACCCAACAUAGUGCUAAUAACUGCCUGCAUCUGCAGGUAAAUAAGCGGGAAACCACUCCAAGAGAUGCCCCGCUCUUCUGUUUAGGGUGCUAACAUUGAAGACUCACCAUGAAACAUGUAAAUUGUAAUAUAUUUGACUGUUUACUGCUAGUUAUUUUAGCAAAAGUAUCAAGCUCAUGUGUUUAUCCAGCAUGGCUGGAUAUCCUAGAAAUUAGGAAUAGAGAAGACAUAUUAGUUCUGUGAUGUGCUUAUUAUUUCUGUAAUUGGCUCCAUGGCUUCACAAUAUCUCCAGAAGGGUGGAGUACUGGUGAGAGCCAAUGGAGGGUCUAGGGGGCAGGAGAAUAAAGAACUCCUGUGUGUGCUAAAGGUACAGAGCAGAUCCAGGAGUUUGAGCAGUUGCUAGCCAAGAAAGCUUAUGAAAGGCUCAUUCUGUAGCUAGCUCGGCAAAACUUGCCACUCUCUAAGGCAUCAGAACUCUUUGGGAGCCUGAAGCCACUUCUGGACUCUCAACAGAUGACAAAAUAUUAUUUUAAUGUAUUUUGAAAUAUUAAACUUUGAGGGGAGCAGGGAACUUGCUUGCAACUCCUGGAGGAGCAGGGACCUUUGUUUCCUGCUACUCGAGGAAGUGGAGGAACUUUCUGGAGUGGAUGCCUUUUUUUGAAGCUGCACAGGCUCUGAGGCUUUUGCUUGCAACGGCAAGUAUUUUCCAUGGACAACUUCAGACCAAUGGGUUUUUGUUUUGACUUCCCAGCAAAUGCUCCAGAUAUCUGACUGAGAGAGUCAGACAGAUGCUGGAUGGAUCCAGAAAUUCCAGGACUCAUUUGCUUGAUGUACUUUCGAAGGGCAUACAUGCUUUUCAAUUUGCAGACUCAAAGAUUAAGCCAAAGUUCAGCUAAAGUUGACUGACUUUUAACGGUCUGCUAUUUUCACAUCCAAAUUUGAUGAAGGAAACGUACUGAACCUUGGUAAAUGGCUGCUGCAUGGCUGAUCUGACAGCACUCUAGAAUUCAGUGAUGGGGACUGCAGUUUGGGGUAGUUCCAGUAAAUGGAACUUUUCUGUUAUGAAUCUGAAUAAAUCAAAACACUGCAGCCAAUUAAUGGACUCAAGCCAGCAACUCCUAAUGCUCAAGGAAAGGAUUCAAAGGAAAACCCUGGCAUCAAGAAUUUGGUCUCAGAGAAGCAAUGGCACUUUCCUCACUGAAAACUCCUUCCCCUGCAGUCCUCUGAGCAUAUGUUGUCCUUCUAUGUGCUUUGUAUGGUGCUUUGUACAUUUAACAGUGCUCUCUAAAUUAAAAAUAACCGUGUGCAUUUAUUUCUG